AUGGACAUGGACCCGCUAGCUGAAGUGAACAAGCUGGUCUUGGGAACGAACCGAAUGUUUCCGACAACCUUUGCGCUCUCGUCGAUCGAGCUUAUGUUGAAGUGUUCAGCAUUCGGAGCUAACAGGACCGUCUUGAGGCACUUCGCCAGGGAGGUCAUCAAGUGCCAAAGACCUGAGAUGGAAGAAGGAGGUGAUGAGGACGACGACGAAGAUCAUGAGUCGCAGUAUGGUAUGGCCCGACAAAGAUUCUUCCGCCAUGUUGUGUACUGGCUGGCAUCAGACACCGAUCAGGAAAUUCCUCUUGUGGUGCAGGAUGCGUACUUGCGCAUGGUGUGUGUGCUGCUUCAGCCUCAUGAGAUCGAGGAUAUGCUCCAUGACCGCUGGGAUAGCAGGUCUCAAAGACUGCGCCUGGUUCCUGAGAAGCCGACGCACAUCGUCUUGCUGCUGAUUCAAUGGUUCACGCAGUAUUUGAAACGCUUCCCGGAAUUGCACGUUUUCAGUCCUCGCAUCUCCCCGGUGGUUGAAGCCAUCGAUGCUCGAGUUACAUACGAUCUGUCUCCAUAUUUCAUCCGGGAUCACCUGCUGCUCCUCUUGCUGCAGACGCUGACGGCCUACAACGAGCAGAACACGUGGAAAAGAUGGUUCUCGAACAAGUUUUUGACGUCAGGACCACCACCUAAAGAAGUGAUGCUUGGAGGUCCAAAUGACCAGCCGCCAGGCCCCGACAAGGUCCUUCUGGACUUUGAUUACAUGGUCACGAACGGAUGCUUCGAAGGGCAGCCGCCGAAGCCGCUGGAACCCGGUCAGGAACCAGCCGUUGAGGAAGCAAACGACGAGGAGCAGGACGGCCCCGAUCUGCUGACCCAGUUGUUUGCGGUCCUCUUUGAUCAAAGAGACUGGUGCCACCGUGAAUGGUCUCUUGAUGAAGAGGUGUGCGUGGUCAUUCAGCAGAUUAUGGAUUUGGGCCUUUGCGAUGCCGAACAACGCGAGCAAGCCAAAAUUUUGCUGCAGCGAAUCGGGCCUGAGGAAGUGUCGGCGCUGGCUGACUCCAACUUGCCGCGUCCCUGGUGGCCCGACCAUGGCUCCAAGCAGGACAAAGCCGACGCUUUCGAAGAAGAACACAUGGCGCCACAAGAGGACGUGGAGAAGGUCGAUGCAGAGGCGAGGGGGAGCGACAAGUCCGAUUUCCUGCAGAACUCAGGGCAGGCUGGAUCUGGAGUUGGAUUUGCAGGGAACAAGCAAGAUGAGUUCGAAGAGCUUUGGCAGGUCACCGCGACACGCGUCGGCCGUCAUCUCAAGAUUUCAGAGAAGGACCGAGAGAUGCACUCUCGCCAUGCGCAGCCCUUCAAAGUCUUGGUGGGAGACCCGGGCAAAGUCUCCGAAGGAGGCCCGGACCCGGUCCUGCCCCGAGGAUUGCGAAUGCCCGGGCACAGCAAGCAGGUGCGAGAAGAGGAGGACCUCAAGGAUUUUAUGUACGAGCUGGUCGAACUUGAGGAUAGCAAGCUCGCUGCCAACCUGCGAGUUGAUGUGAAUCUCUGGCGACGCCAGCAGCUGGUGCAUUCCAGUUUCGAACUGAUUGGCACAGACGAGCGAACGUGGAAUGUGCAGCAAGAUUUGCGGGACAAGAUGAGCUCGUUGGGGAUGAAGCUCUUCUUUGAAGACAAUGUGCUCAUGGAGUUGAUGAUGGAGGUACAUGUGACCAUCGAAGCUCGGGACGUCAGAGCGGCGCUGCUGCGCACAUCCGAUGAUCCUUCAAAGCCCCAAGGGCCUCAAGGGGGCGACAAGGAACUCGACAGGGACAUCACUAUGAAUCAGGUCUUCUUUGAAGUAGAGGUUAACAACUCUGAUGUGGUCUUCCUGGAGAACUUCUCGUACACUCUCGGACGCAAGAAGCUUGUUCUGCAACUCCUUGGAGCCAACACCGUGACUAUGCGGUCCCGAUGCCUCUUAAACACGCCCGGCAUAACCAUCACUGUGGCGAAUCCUCGGCUGACAGCCUUGACGAGCCCGACAAGCUUUGACGCGGAGGUGAUACAAAAGGUCGUGAAUGUGGGGAAGCAAGAACAUGCCGUUUCCAACGAGCCUGGAGUCGAGCUGCAGGACGAGCAAGCGCUGGAGUCCCUCACCGACAAGAAGGGCCUAGCUCGUAAGGUCAUCCAUCACCUGAUGCCGCGUUACAGGAACAUUCUGGUGGACAUCAUCGAAGAGCAGUGCUUUGGGCUGAGCGGCGGGACAUCAGGGCUCGACCGUGUCAGGCUCUCGCGCAUUUUGGAGGCUGAGCAUCAAGACGUUGUCGCAAUGGUCAACAGGGCAUGCAGCUAUGUAAUGCUUGAACAGCUGUUGACCAAGCUGGACAUUGAACGUGGGGACUGGGAGCUGCAGGUUCAAACGACCUUCCCAAACCUUAUGCCCGUGUUUGAAACCCUUAGCGAGUACGCUUUCGACGAGAUAAACGACUCCGAGGUGCCGCUGGUCCUUUGUCGUGAACCUGAGGAGGAACGAAUGGAGACUUUGCGCUCAUGGAUCCUGCGUAUUUGUCAUGUCAUUCGCACUGUGGCAUUCACCAACCAAUCUCGCCUAAGUUUCGCGAAUGAUGGGGGACAGACCAGUGCGGGCGAGAUGGAGGAGGAGAACAUCUUCGAAAAGCUGUUCGAUGACACAGGGGAGAUGCUGCUGGCGCGGGCAUGCUGCGCCUCCUUGCUCAACAUACUGCAGGAAAUCUUCACCCGUCAAGACGACAUCGAGGAAAUCUGGGAGAGGUGGACACCAGCCCAGCAGACAAGUCAUCAGUUUCUGAAGUCGUUUGUUGUGGAGAAGGCAAUGUUCUUCUGCCCCUUCAGCGUUGCAACGGACAUGAAGAAAAAGGUUCGGCUGAGGCUGACGCGCUUUUUCGAGGAUGCACAGGUUGAGCCUACAGACCCGCUGCGGCUGGUUCCAGAGAUGCUUUACCAUCCCGAUGUUUGGCUGCGCCUUGAAGCUCUUAAAUUGGGUUGCAAACUUCUGGAGGAUGCUGAUCUGAAUCUUCAAGCGGCUUUCUGCAAGUUUGAUUCGCCCCAGCUAAACCUUCAGAAGGCACUUGCCUACCAGUUCAGCAGCUUCCAUCAUCACGAGCAACAUGGGGACGACGAGACCAGAGUCAUGGACGUCAUGCUCAGGAAGAUCCAGAAUUUAUGCGAAGGUCACAAUUCCAAGCUCCAGGCUUUUGUCGGUGAAGAUCUGUCCAUUGAGGACAAAGACUUUGCAACCCUUUUGGCUGAAUAUCUUCAGAGGAACGAAGACGAUGACGAUGACGAUCAAGAUCGCAGCAUGGAAGGGCCGACCAACCUUGUUGAGUGGAUUUGCACCCUCGCUCGGCAAACCAUUGAGCAAAUGAAGUCCGACCAGCAAUGGCAGGUGUCAAUGGGCAGAUCAGAGACAAAGUAUUCCAUGCUCAAGCAACUGUUCGACACAGCUGCUGAAAUUGUGCAAGGCCCUGACCGUGGAAAUCAAAAGUUGCUGCUGGAAAGUGAAAUUCUUUUGGACGUGAAUCAGCUCUGGAUCCGACAACGCACAGAUGAGUUUACCUUCCGCGCACUGCUCCAAGACAACGAGGAUUUGUUCGAGUCCUUUAUGAAGCUGCUGCGUUCCAUGCGUAACUGUGAAAUCUCUGUCUUGAAGUUUCUCAUGUCUCUGCUCGAAGAAGAAGAGCUUGAUCCUGAAGAUCCCAACUAUAGGCAGACAUCCGAGGAGGUCGUGGAACACAAGGGAUCCACAAUUCGACGCAUGGUGGAGGAACUGAGCCCCAAAAUUAUUUGCGACAAGGUCAUCACUCACUGGAACCUCUCGCCGGAGGUUCACGACCCUGCCAACAUGAUCAAACCAGUUCAGGAUGCUGAUGAAGUGGUGGAGAAUGACACAGCUGAGGCGGUCAUCCGGACGAAGGGUGAGAAGGAGUCCACAGACUACACUCUUGCCGAACAGGAGGAGCAUUGCCUGGAGAUUUGCUUCCUUUGCUGGGCGCUCUUCGAAGGAAUCCAACAGGCUCCAGAAUUUGGCAACAGGAGCUUCUUCGCAGGUCACGGUUACAGCAGAACUUUGAAGCAGUCGAGAGGAACUCUGGACCACAAGAUGAAGAAUCCUGUUCUCCACACCCGCAACCAGUGCUCUGGCUUACA
This is a messenger RNA of Symbiodinium necroappetens, 4154 nucleotides long. Lineage: Eukaryota; Dinophyceae; Suessiales; Symbiodiniaceae. The record is from the annotation of a GenBank genome assembly.